CUAUGACUGUCACGUGGCAUACGCAUUGCAUGUCAUUUUUCGAUGGAGGUUAAAAUACUGUUGAUCGUAGUACAAUUUUUGCUAUCUCUUUCGACAGAAGUUGAUUGUGAAUGUUCAGGUGGAUGGAUUUCACAUGGAUCAAGCUGUUAUUUGUUUGUUCACCAAAACAGGCAUUGGACAGCUGCUGAGGACUAUUGUAGAAACUUUCAUGCCUAUCUAACAAAUAUUGGCGAUUACUUUGAAAACCAGUUUCUUCGAACACACGUCAAUUUGUAUGGAAAUGGAGCUGAUUUUUGGGUGGGAGCGACUGACGCUAUGGUUGAAGGAGGAUGGAGAUGGAUGCCCGGUUUUGAUCCUAUAGGGUACGAUGACUGGUAUCCAGGACAACCUAAUGAUGACUAUAAUCAGGACUGUAUGCAACUAUGUCAUGAAUUUCACUAUCACUGGGAUGACGAUCAUUGUGAAGAAUCAAAGCCAUUCAUUUGUGAAAAAUCAAUUCCAGGGGAGGUAAUUGGAUAGCGUUCUCGCGAACAACUCAGAGUUUUCUUUUGGUUUGACAACUCAAUAAAUCAAUGGAUU
Molecule: messenger RNA, 579 nt
Organism: Saccostrea cuccullata (small rock oyster)
Lineage: Eukaryota; Metazoa; Mollusca; Bivalvia; Ostreida; Ostreidae
Product: perlucin-like protein
Exons: 5
Coding region: 43-519 (158 amino acids)
Molecular function (GO): signaling receptor activity
Source: RefSeq, a predicted model, not a curated record